CCAACCCUAUACCCACACAUACUCGCACUCUCUCUCGGCCUUAUAUCACUCUUUCUCUGUUUCUCCUACUUUUGUCACUCCUCUUUGUUCGAUCUCUGCUAUAUUAUUCAUCGCUGCCCAUAUGGACCAGUAUGAAAAAGUUGAGAAGAUUGGCGAAGGGACAUAUGGUGUAGUAUACAAGGCUCGUGACCGAGUAACAAAUGAAACUAUUGCACUUAAGAAGAUUCGACUGGAGCAGGAAGAUGAAGGAGUCCCUAGCACUGCUAUCAGAGAAAUAUCCCUCUUAAAAGAGAUGCAACAUGGAAACAUUGUCAGGUUGCAGGACGUGGUCCACAGUGAGAGACGAUUAUAUCUGGUAUUUGAAUACCUUGAUUUGGAUUUGAAGAAGCAUAUGGAUUCUUGCCCAGACUUCUCCAAGAAUCCACGUAUGAUAAAAAUGUUUUUGUAUCAAAUACUCCGUGGAAUUGCUUAUUGUCAUUCUCAUAGAGUCCUUCAUCGAGAUCUCAAGCCUCAAAAUUUAUUGAUAGAUCAGCGUACGAAUGCAUUAAAGCUUGCAGACUUUGGUUUGGCUAGAGCAUUCGGCAUUCCUGUCAGGACGUUUACUCAUGAGGUGGUAACACUAUGGUACAGGGCACCAGAAAUACUGCUUGGAUCACGACAUUAUUCUACUCCAGUUGAUGUGUGGUCAGUUGGUUGCAUAUUUGCUGAGAUGGUGAACCAGCGGGCACUUUUCCCCGGGGACUCAGAAAUUGAUGAGCUCUUCAAGAUUUUCAGAGUGAUGGGUACUCCUAAUGAGGAAAUAUGGCCUGGCGUGACAUCUCUGCCUGACUACAAAAGUUCCUUUCCUAAAUGGCCCGCUAAGGAUCUAGCAACUGUGGUACCAAAUCUUGAUGCACCCGGCCUUGAUCUCCUCAGUAAAAUGCUCUGCUUGGACCCCAGCAAAAGAAUCACUGCUAGGAGUGCCCUUGAACACGGGUACUUCAAGGAUAUUGGGUUUGUCCCUUGAAAUUUAGUUCUAUCCUGAAUACAUGUGUAAAGCGGAAUGCAGUCUACCUUUUUUUUGUUUUGUGGGCCAAUAUAUAUUAGUGGUUUAUCGAGUUGUCAACUUGUCAUCAUGCCCUCUCUUGGUUAAGGAUUGUUCUGGUACAAUUAUUUUUUUUCCUGUAAUUUUCAGUUCAAUAUUCUUGUAAGAAUAUGCUUGUUCAAAGACACUGAAUUGUUUUAUCCUCUUGAAUAGAUUGAUUUUGUGUGCCACC
Ipomoea triloba (trilobed morning glory) is the source of this 1256-nucleotide messenger RNA. RefSeq names its product cell division control protein 2 homolog A. Gene Ontology annotation, cellular component: nucleus; cytoplasm; cyclin-dependent protein kinase holoenzyme complex. The coding region runs from base 122 to 1006 and encodes 294 amino acids. Gene Ontology annotation, biological process: regulation of gene expression; regulation of G2/M transition of mitotic cell cycle; signal transduction. NCBI's taxonomy places the organism in Eukaryota, Viridiplantae, Streptophyta, Magnoliopsida, Solanales, Convolvulaceae. The transcript is spliced from 9 exons. The record is from RefSeq and is a predicted model, not a curated record. Gene Ontology annotation, molecular function: ATP binding; cyclin binding; cyclin-dependent protein serine/threonine kinase activity.